AUGGACUUGCUCGAUCGUUUAUUGACAAUCAUCCAAGAACAAUCAACAACAACAUACAUUGCUGGCGGUGCCGCCAUCAUUGUCAGCUAUCUAGCAUUGGUGCAUAUGAUACGCUUUCGAUACAUCAAUGCAUUACGCCGCAAGUAUCCUGAUCCGACGCUUCCGUUACGGGAUGCCAAAGUGGCAGAGGAGAUCUUUGACACCACCUUUCGCUAUGACUUUCCAUUUCUUGGUCGACUAUCACUGGAAUUGGCUCUUUUCAAGACAUACUCGGUACCAACAAUUAGCAAGAUUCUUGCAGCGACAGGCGAGUUUUCCAAAAGUGCUGCCAAGCGAGCUGAAGAUACUGGAUUAAUCUUGGCUGAGAUUGUUGAUCCUUAUGCUCAUAUCGAAAUCGAGAAGCGUAAACAUGCCAACGUGGAUGUUGAGAAAAUCGAGUCUGAGCAACGAGGUCGUGCUAAAAUUGCUAUUGAGCGCCUUAAUGAAAUACACGGCAAAUACCAAAUCCUUAACGGUGAUUAUCUCUAUACCUUGUCACUCUUUAUAAUCCAGCCGGUCAAAUGGGUCAAUCGUUAUGGAUGGCGUAAGCUUGAUCCUUUGGAAGAAAACGCAAUUUACCGUAUAUGGUAUGACAUUGGUAAAGAGAUGAAGAUCAAGGAUAUCCCGGAGUCAUUGGAUGCUAUGAAUACGUUCCAUAUUCAAUACAUGCAUGAAAAUGUACGAUACUCGCCAAACAACUGGAAAGUCGCCCAACCCACCGUUGAACAUUUGCUCAGCAUUUAUCCUCGAUUCAUCCAUGGGCUUGUGUACAGGUUAAUACCAUCGUUGCUUGAUCCACUUGACGUUGAAGGAUUUGGAUUACCACCAGCAUCGAAGAACCUGUCGCGCCUGGUUGACAAAGGCUUGUUGCUACAAGCAUGGAUCGUCAGACACAUGAUGCUUCCACGUUUCAAGUCGACUCUUCGUACCCCCACAAAGCCUGAUGAAAAGACAAAUCGAUACAAGGUGUUGUUUGAAAUCUACAAACCAGUGUAUCCUGAUGGCUAUUGUAUCUACGAACUGGGUCCAGAGAAAUUUAAGCCCGCAAAAUGUCCAAUAGCGCAUUGA
Lichtheimia ornata is the source of this 1107-nucleotide messenger RNA. RefSeq lists its product as uncharacterized. The record is from RefSeq and is a predicted model, not a curated record. Gene Ontology annotation, molecular function: oxidoreductase activity. The transcript is spliced from 5 exons. NCBI's taxonomy places the organism in Eukaryota, Fungi, Mucoromycota, Mucoromycetes, Mucorales, Lichtheimiaceae. Bases 1 to 1107 code for a protein of 368 amino acids.